AUGACUGCUCUCCGGAACCCGAAGGGAACAGCAAUUGCACCGAGAAGGGAGAUGGAGAAAAUCACUUACGACUUCUACUCUGAUCUCUUCGACAGCCAUGCCCACUUGCCUCCUCAGCAUCUGAGGGAAGACGGAGAUGUCAUUUUAGAGGUUUUCCCGUCCGAAAUACGACAUGCCAUCAUGUCGACCUUGCUGAACCGGCAAGCGCCGUCAGUUCCCGAACUCGAGCACGUUGAUAGACCGACAUAUGCGGUCAAAGAGGAACCACCGACCAUGUCCGGAGUUUUCGAUCUAUACCCAGAAGACGAAAGAUGGGAAAUCUGUGGAGACGAUGUGAUUAGCGCAGAAAUGCUGAAAUAUCUUCCUCCGUCUGGGAUUCGUGAGAUGACAGAGAUCAUCAGCUUAAUAUGGAUAGACAAAAAGAUACCUGACUCGUGGAGACACGCUAUCAUAAUUCCCCUCCACAAGAAGUUACCUGUCACGGACUCUAGGAAUUAUCGAGGAAUCGGCUAUUGA
Messenger RNA from Necator americanus (New World hookworm), 516 nucleotides. RefSeq lists its product as uncharacterized. Bases 1 to 516 code for a protein of 171 amino acids. Lineage: Eukaryota; Metazoa; Nematoda; Chromadorea; Rhabditida; Ancylostomatidae. The record is from RefSeq and is a predicted model, not a curated record. The transcript is spliced from 2 exons.